AUGUAUAUGCCAAUUACUUCUAACCAAAAUCAAACUAUUAAAAAUAAUGAAGUAGCUGAGGAUAAUUUAAAAGCUUCAAUACCUAAGACUUUAGCCUGCCUAUUCCAAAAAGCGUGUAGAGCAGAGAUAUGUGCUACAAAAGCAAUUCAAAAAGAAAUUUUGUGUUGGUAUUAUUAUGUGAAAAUGUAUAAAGAGAAAGUUGAAGAAAUUAAGAAUGCUCAAAGAGGAGUUAGUGAUCAAUCAGCAAGAAAUCAAGUGUAUGAUAAUAUAAUGGAACAUCUUUCUGAUAGAUUUACUAAGGAUACUUUAUGUAAAAAAACUCAAAAAGCUGUGAAGAUUUUUAAGUUGUUUUAG
Rhizophagus irregularis DAOM 181602=DAOM 197198 is the source of this 354-nucleotide messenger RNA. The record is from RefSeq and is a predicted model, not a curated record. NCBI's taxonomy places the organism in Eukaryota, Fungi, Glomeromycota, Glomeromycetes, Glomerales, Glomeraceae.